UUGUUUUUAUCCGCACUUUCUAUAUGUUUAUUCACACACAUUUCUUUAUUCUACUUUUAUUCAGCAUGUCGGCACAAAUGCUAAAACCUGGAGUUUUUAAACACAUUACUUGUCGGAAUAAUAUUUACCCAAAAAGUACAGUGAAACGCUUUAUCGUGCCAAGUGAAUUCGUCGAUUGGUCAACAGAAUAUAGCAAAUAUAUACCUCCGAAUUAUACUGCGCCACAUAUCAACGGACAACCUUGGGCUGAUCCGGACAUCGGUUGUGAAAAUUUUCAGCCGAAGUGGAAUGAACUAGAUGGCGCUGUAAAUCGAGUGUCGCUUAACGGAAUUUAUAAAAUUGAAAAUGAAUAUCCGAUAAAUUCCUUUGGACGUACUGGCUUGCGGGGCCGCGGAUUACUGGGACGCUGGGGGCCAAAUCAUGCAGCCGAUCCAGUGGUGACACGUUGGCAGCGUGAUGCUGAUGGAAAUAAAAUCUGGAAUAGUGAAACAAAAAAAAGCAUUUUACAAAUGGUGGCCAUACAACGUCAUGAUAAUAAAAUGUGGGCUAUACCAGGUGGCAUGGUUGAUCCUGGCGAAAAGGUUAGCGCAACACUUAAGCGAGAAUUCAUGGAAGAGGCUUUGGAUAGUUUUGAUAAUCAGAAAAUGAUUGAAGAGUUUUUCGCAAAAGGCCUAGAAAUCUAUAAAGGAUAUGUAGACGAUUACCGGAAUACAGAUAACGCCUGGAUUGAGACAGUGGCGUAUAAUUUCCAUGACGAUAACGGAACUGCGGUGGGACAAUUAAAGCUCUCUGCUGGCGAUGAUGCUGCCAACGUAAAGUGGCUAAGCAUAGAUAGUAGCAUUAAACUGCAUGCAAAUCAUAAUGAUAUAAUUGAAGCAGUUGUAACUAAGUUGAACGCACAUUGGUAGCUCGGUACCAAGGCGAAUUUAUAAUAAUAUAUAAUAAAUCCACCUUGCUCGGUACAUACCUUGCAUAGUGCCUGCGGUCAUCUCAGACCAAGAAUAGAUUCGCUGCAGAAAAUGCAAGGCGAAUUCAUAGGAGGUAACUUCAAUAGAGCUACAAAAACACUUGCAUGUAUUUUAUUUUAGCGAUUUGAUGUUGAAUUGUCCAAAUUUCAAUGUAAUUGAACAAUUAAUUAAGCAAAGAAAAAGGGCUCCUUGACAUUCAAAUCAAUUAUAUAAUUAUUUUAUUGUUAUUUCACCUGCCAAUGAAACUUGGGACCCACUUGUAAAGUAGGAAGUCACAAAAAUUCCUCAAUUUUGUGCAAUUUCUCGGUCAAGUUUUCGGGCUUUUAUCACAGUUGCCAACCUCAUGAUUUAAACACUAGAUUAAGUGUGUUUUUGUUUUUUUUGGGGGAAAUUAUCACGACAAACAAUUAAUAACCGUGUGUCUGUAGACUCAUUACUCAACAUAAAAAACUGACCAAAAAGAGAAAAUUGUCGGUGUUACUAUUAUAAUAUACCAGAUGAUGUAAAUUAUGUCAUCGCUAACAAACGCUUCUAUCGAAAUCCGAAAUAAUAUUUAAAACAAACAAAUUUCAUGACCGCAAGUUGAAAAUUAUGAUUAAGUAGGUUUUGGAAUUAAUUUAUACACUUUAAUGUAUACUCGUAGAAGCUAAUUUUUUUACAGAAUCGUUAUGAAUGAAUAAACUGUUACUGAAUUA
This is a messenger RNA of Anastrepha ludens (Mexican fruit fly), 1663 nucleotides long. RefSeq names its product ADP-ribose pyrophosphatase, mitochondrial. Lineage: Eukaryota; Metazoa; Arthropoda; Insecta; Diptera; Tephritidae. Gene Ontology annotation, molecular function: ADP-ribose diphosphatase activity. The transcript has 3 exons. Bases 24 to 908 code for a protein of 294 amino acids. The record is from RefSeq and is a predicted model, not a curated record.